AUGUCCGUCGUUCAGCCACAGGAAUACCAGACAGUCGACGACGUGCCGUAUCAGCGAGGCCGUCCUCUCCCAACCGUCACCCCCGUCUUCCAGAACAAGCUGCCCAACUCGCCCGGCAAGACGUCCAUCGGCCUCCUCGUCGACUUCCCCCCCAACUCGUCGACGCCCCCUCACACGCACGGCGGCGCGGCCAUCUCCGUCUUCGUCAUCAAGGGCACCGUGCUCAACAAGAUGAACGAUGGCCCGACUCGUGUGAUCCCGGCGGGCGGCACGUGGUUCGAGGCUCCCGGCUGCCACCACCGGACCAGCGACAACUUCAGCACCACGGAGCCGGCGCAGAUCCUGGCGACGAUGGUGGUUGACACAAAGACCGUUGAGGAGGGGGGAAUGGCGGCUCUUGUUGUGCUCGACCCGGAGUAUGCUGAUAUCAGGCUUGGUUGA
Molecule: messenger RNA, 441 nt
Organism: Trichoderma aggressivum f. europaeum
Lineage: Eukaryota; Fungi; Ascomycota; Sordariomycetes; Hypocreales; Hypocreaceae
Exons: 2
Coding region: 1-441 (146 amino acids)
Source: RefSeq, a predicted model, not a curated record